Sphenostylis stenocarpa is the source of this 639-nucleotide messenger RNA. The record is from the annotation of a GenBank genome assembly. NCBI's taxonomy places the organism in Eukaryota, Viridiplantae, Streptophyta, Magnoliopsida, Fabales, Fabaceae.
AUGAACGAAGACGAAAGCCAUCGGAACGAAAAGGAAGCGCAUGAUAUCAAGCUUUGGGGAGUUUUCCUCUUCGGAUUAGUCGGCGCCGCCGUCACUGCCUUCUCCCUGUCCAGGUCGCAGUCAAAAGCAGGGAGUGGUGGUUCUUUUCGAUCAUCGUUUCAAGAAGAAGCAUGGAAGAGGUACAAUAAAAGAUUGCAAGAGGAAUAUAAGGAGGAGAUGGAGAGGGUGGAACGAAUAAAGCGUAUGCAAACUGUGUUUAAUAGAGAAAGGGAAAAGCGAAGAAGAAGCUACGAGAGCUGGAUGGGGAAUGGUGGUGGUGCACACCAUCAACAUUUUCAAAGAGAUGAUUGGUACUGGAAGGCGGAAGAAUCCUUCAGAGAGCAGUGGGCCAAUUAUCAACACACUCCAAGAGAGAGCAGAAACUAUUCAUUAUCACAUCACUACUCAGUUUUGGGUCUUGACAGGUUUAGAACAACGCCAUAUACAGAUGCUGAGAUUAAGACAGCGUUUAGAACCAAGGCAAUGCAGUAUCAUCCUGACCAGAACCAAGAUAAUAGAGAGGCUUCCGAGGCCAAGUUUAAAGAAGUAGUUUGUUCAUAUGAGGCCAUACAAAAGGAAAGGAAGAACCAUAAUCUAUAA